AUGAUACAAAUAUUAUUUUUACAUCUUUUCUUUUUACCCCGCAUAUUUGGCCUAUUGGGUGGUUUAAUCGGUCGAACACAGAGUGCCGGUAUUGAAGGUACACUUAUGUGUAAUGGAAAACCGCUUGGUGAUGUACUUGUGAAAUUAUAUGAUGAUGAUAGAGGUUUUGAUACGGACGAUCUAAUGGCAGAGGGUAAAACGGAUAAUAAUGGUUACUUUCGUAUUUCUGGCUCUAUCAAUGAAUUUUCAACAAUCGAUCCAAAACUUAACAUUUAUCAUGAUUGUAACGAUGCGUGGAUUCCUUGUCAACGCAAAAUUAGCGUAAUGAUACCUGAUAGCUACGUAACCAAUGGGAGAACACCAAAACGUCUAUACAAUGCAGGAAACAUUGAACUUGCUGGUAAAUUCAAAGGUGAAACGCGUGAUUGCAUUCAUUAA
This is a messenger RNA of Cercopithifilaria johnstoni, 438 nucleotides long. Lineage: Eukaryota; Metazoa; Nematoda; Chromadorea; Rhabditida; Onchocercidae. The record is from the annotation of a GenBank genome assembly.